This is a messenger RNA of Macrosiphum euphorbiae (potato aphid), 1293 nucleotides long. The record is from the annotation of a GenBank genome assembly. Lineage: Eukaryota; Metazoa; Arthropoda; Insecta; Hemiptera; Aphididae.
AUGGCCAUGUACAAAUGUGAUACGUGUACCAGAGAUUUUACUCUGAAAAAAAAUUUACAAAGACACAUGAAGAACAAACACGACAUAACUUUAGCUUUUAUUUCAAAUAACGGCAUAACCACCAUUAAGGAAGCCAAUUACAAAUGUCCCAAGUGUCAAUUAACAUUUGUUGAGAGAAGUUCACUUAGACGACAUGAAAGGGUAAAACAUAAAAUGAACAUCACGCCCUCUUUAAGGAAAAAAAAAUCUAGUAAAUGCAUGACAUUUGAGCCCAGCAAUUUAGAAGAUUAUCCACUAUUAAAGAAAUUAGUACCUGAAGAUUAUGUUUACAAAGUGAGUAACAUACAAUAUUUGGAAAAUGACGGAUUAAGAUCAACAUUUGAAAUUGCUGAUUGCCCUGAGGAUAUAUUUUUUGGUUGGUUAUCUGAAGUGGAAGAAAAAUCUAAUGUCACCUACAGAGUUAAAUCGUUCACUAAGUCAUCGAGCCAAAAAAUUAUAUUUAAUAAAGUGUUUAGAUGCGUUCAUAAUACAUUUCCCCAUAAGUUAAAAAAAGCUCAUCCAAAGCACACGGGGUGUAUGGCCACAUUAACUGUAAGAAUAAAAAAAUGUAGUGAAGCUUUGACUGUUCAAAAUACACUGGCUGAUAAUAAUGUCAUUAUGAUUACUCUUAAAGCAAUUGUGACACUCUAUCAUAAUCAUAAUCAUGUGCUUAUAGAUAUAAUGAAACUAUACAGUAAAAAAGAGAAACUAGGAAAAAUACAGGAAAUACAAUGUAAUGAAACUUCUAUGGAGGAGAUUUAUACAACAGAAAACCAAUUAAAUGUAACACAUUUCGACCAGUUUAACAGUACACGGCAAAGCACUAAUUCGAGUAUUUCACAAGUAUAUUCCAAAAAUAAUGAAAUCAAUGAUAAUACAACAGAAGUGGUUACAAAUGUAUUUAUAUUAAAUGAAUCUGAAAAACAGCUUGUAGUUGAUGAAAAUGAAAAAAAUGAGCCAAUUGAAAAUGAUAAUUUUGAAUAUCCUGAAGAAUAUGAUAAAUACAUUUUGGUUGAAAAUAUAGAUACACCAAAUGUAUUAUGUGAUAAUAAUAAGAAUGAAUUAAACCAAUUAUUGUCUGAUUAUGAUACAAUUAAUAAAAGAAUGUUGAAACAGUUCGAAUCAAACCCAAGUUAUUUCAAGUCGGCGAUCAAACAUUAUACAUUAGCAAUGAAAAAUAGUUUGACUUCUAAAGAAUCUUUAUUGAAUGCACUGCUUUCAUUUGGAGAACAGUCUAAAGAAAAAGAUAAUUGA